This is a messenger RNA of Paramuricea clavata, 8181 nucleotides long. The record is from the annotation of a GenBank genome assembly. NCBI's taxonomy places the organism in Eukaryota, Metazoa, Cnidaria, Anthozoa, Malacalcyonacea, Plexauridae.
UCCUAUGUACAACCGGCCCUUGUGGCCAGAACGCGAUGUGUAGAGAUGUCCCUGAUUCGUAUGUAUGUACCUGCCAUGCUGGCUAUACGGGUAACCCUGGUCUAGUCCCAGGUGUAGGAUGUAUAGGUGAGUAUCAUGGAAAUUAUGUAGCCCUAAAAAUACGUGACAGUAAAUUUCUUUUGAAUAAAAUACAUUUAAACUAUUGCAAUCCCUCAAUCGCCGAAUGCAUUGUUUACGCGUGGUCGUAUGUAUGUAUGACUAUAGAUAAGGUUGGCAGAUAAAUUCUUAAAUAAGUACGUAGUCCCAGAGAUAUAGUACAAAAAAAUUAUUAAAGUGCUUAUUUUUUGUUAUUUUUGGUGUUGUUUUCGAAAAGUAUAUGAGCUUAUAUACUUUUGUGUUAUUUUAUUUUGUGUUUUAUUAUGUAUUUUUUAAGUUUUUGUACUCAAUUUCUUCGUGCGUAUUUAGGAAUAUCAAAUAAUAAUAUAGUCAUACUUAUGACCGCGCGAAAACAUUGCAGUCGGGAACUGAGUAGUAGUAGUAAUAGUUUAAAUAAAUUUUAUUCAACAGAAAUUUAUUACCACUGGGUUAUACCUAGGCAAAUACAUGCAUGCAGCAAUCCUUCAAAUCGACCUUUAGCUCCCCAUUAUCACAGAGUAGAUAAGACAUACAGAGACGUAACUGACCGUUGUAAACACUGCGGAAGAUUACGUUAUCAUGUACCCACUUUUUUUCAUGCGACCGGGCGAAAAAUGAUCAACUGCGCGUGCUCAGCAAGUUUAAAGUGAGUCGUCAUCAGGUCGUCAUCCAAUCAGAUGCAUGCAUCUAGUAACUUGCCGAGCAUGCGCACAAAAAAAGUGGGUACACUAGUUACGUCUCUGUAUGUCUCUACUCUGUGCCAUUAUUAUUCCAGCAAAAUCCACUUUGUAAUUAAUUUUGAAACAAAUGCAAGCGAUAUAAGUUUAAAUUUGUUUUACGACGACGUUUCGAUGCUAAUUCUCGCAUCAUUUUCAUGUUGCAGUAAUUUAUAAUUUAUAAACGGUUUGUCUCACGUUGGCAAACUAUUGCGUAAGUAUUCAAAUUUUAUCUAGGAGUUUCUAUCGCAAGGAAAGUGCUGCCUCAAACAUGACAAUACAAAAUAUAUGUUUAUUUUACUGACACGAGGUACUUUUUCAAAGAAUAGAAUUAACUUUAUAUUAACAGAUUGUGGAGUGGAUGUUUGUUUAAUACGCUUGCAUGCUAAUUGAAAGUUUUAGCGCAAGCUAAACUUCCCGAGCGAUCGACGCAAAGUCGAGAUCUCAACAUUGUAUAGACUAUAGAUCGCGCAUUUUGGAUUGUAUAAUAAAGACUAUACUGGAAGUGAUCAUAUAAACAUUAUGAAUAUGUCAACGUCUUUGUUGCAUGUACCGGCAAUCAUUCGUCAUUCGUAUUCGAAUCGGCUUAAUAAACUCAAUCUACACACUACGUUUCAUGCGACUACGGAGAAAUAUAAGACCUUUAUGCCUUCCCUCUAAAGUAGCGAAUAUUAAAGAUUAAUUACAGUUGAUUUCAUAUAACUUUUCCGUGAAUGUUGCGAACUUCGUUCCGAACUUCGUUGUGAAGUGGUCCCUUCACAAAAAUAAGCCAAUUAGAGGCUUUGUUUACAUACGGGCUUAUGAAUUUCAUUAUGAACUUUUGAACUUCACAACGAAGUUCGGAACGAAGUUCGCAACAUUCACGGAAAAGUUAUAUGAAAUCAACUGUAAAGAUAGUAUUUUCCUGGCAUUUAGGCUUGAGUUUAGGCUAGCUUCCUGCGCUCUGUUUGCUGGGCAAAGUAUUAAUAAUAGACACACAUCAAGACAUUCAACACGUAGUUGGAUUAAUCUGGCUAGGGGUAACGAUUCCCCUCAGCCGCUUUAUUAAUAUUUAACUUUCAAAAAUUAGGAUUCAUACAAUAUGUCGAUCGAAUUAAAAUGUUCUUAAACAGUUCUGCCCAGGAAAGGUGAGGGCAAAAUUACGCCAUUACUUACAAAAUAGGCAAUAAACAUUAACAAUAAUGACAGAUGCAGACAUGGGGAGGAGGAGGGUUAUUAAUAAAUUUGAUAUCUUCACACAGUGGUAGAAUGAAUAUGACUGAUGUGAACCGCAUGGAAGAAUGGACUAUAAACCCUCUUUUUCAGCCAUCUGCUUGAUCAUUCCGCACCCUAGGGACAUUCUAGCCAUUUCCUUUGUAUGACAAUUGUUAUCUUUUCACCACCUGCUUAUCAAUUAUAAUAACCAACCUAUCUAUCCCCAUGUCUCAGACGGAAAGGCAUAAAAUUCCUAUGAGCAAGCAAAUAUUCUAUUUAUAUGAACAAUUUUUUAAAUUUCAAGUUGCAUAGCGACAAGAGACCUAAACUCCAAUUUUAUUGGGUUACUCAAAUUAAAGCAAGACUUUAAAUUAUGGUUUGAAUGUUUUCUGGCUGCACAUUUGCAUGUGCGCGUCACGUGCAGCCUGUUUCGUUCAAGUCAUGUACAAGCACACUGUCACGUUUAGUGUGAUUACUGAUUACUGAAAUUUUCAAUAUAUAUUCACACGUUUCUUGGCUACACUUUGGAAUAAUAAAAAGUGCGUAUUCCCUAUGCUUCGAAGGAUACUCAAACAAAUCCGUGAAGAGAUAAUUAUAUUUAGAGAUUUGAAAGCAAUUUGUUCGCGAUUUUCUUGGCGCGUGUAUAUUCUUUAUAGUUUAAUUCGUUGGCUUUCGAAUCUAUGCAUUUCAGUUACGUUACAAGAAGGUAAAUAUUUCGAGAUAACCGAUCGAAUCCAUAAUCAGAGUAUAGCAUCUUAACAUUUUAUCAGCUGACUAGAAAAGAUUUAUCAAAGCAACGCCCCCUGUUGUUUUUCUUAGAACUUUAUUAAUUACACAAUUUUCCAAAUGUCUUUGUAAAAUCUUGUCAUAUAAGAAACCGCAAUAUUUUUGAGAUCACCCACGAGAGAUAGUGACGCCCGACAUCAUUGAGAGACUUUUCACUCCGCUAAAUUAAUUAAAUUUCAUCUUCUGCCGCUAUAAAUCAUACAAAGUAUACACAACUGACCUCUUGUUUGAGAGAGAAAAGAACAAUUUUUUAAAUAAGACAAAAAUAAUUUGAUAAGGAGUAGUAUUCAGAGAAUUAUUAAAGGAAAAUGGAUUUAUAAAUUGUGAUUAAAAAUUUGCGAAUUCCAUUUUCUUAUUCCUCUCUUGUUUUUUAGAUAUUCCUGAAUGUCUAAUUCCGAGUCAUAAUUGUGACGCGAAUGCCAGGUGCACUGAAACGCCUGGAUCUUUUAAUUGUACUUGCAAUGAAGGAUUUUUCGGCGAUGGAAGAACUUGCCAAGGUAAUGAUUAUUCUUAAUUCUCUUUCUGAUGUCCCGAUGUUCAUUUAUUUCCUUUCAUUACUGCCACUUCUUCUUAUUACAUCCAACAUACGUACUUUAGGCAAACAAUUGAGAAAUGUAUCUGUCAUCUUUCUUAACAAGCUUAACCUUGCCAACCAUAUCGAAGAUCUAUUUUGUAUAAAUUGUAAAUAUUUACUAAAUUGUAAUUGUAUUCAUUACUAACUAUUUUUUUCUCAAAUGUAAAUAGUCGUAAUCUUUAAUACUUUUUAUGCCUGUAAAUAUCAAAAUAGUGCGAGGGCCGUAUGUUAGAUAACUUUUACGGUUAAUACGUUUUCCCUCGUGAAAUAAAAUUUCCAUUCUAUUCUAUUCUAGUUCUAAUACUCCCUGCAUUUAUUUACAUAUAUAUUUAUACAGUGGAAAUUUUAUUUUUUCCGUCUUUAGAUCUGGAUGAAUGUGCCAUUAAUCCAGGACGAUGUGGCCUCAACGGUGUUUGUAGAAACACAAUUGGAAGCUUCGUUUGUGAUUGCGUAUCUGGAUAUAGAUGGAAUGGAGCUACUUGUGUUGGUAUGUAGUUUAUAUACCAAAUUUUAGUGAUGGAUACUUGUCGUUAAUUCUUAAAAGAAAUAUUUUUGUCGUAACAAAAAGACGGUAAUCAUCCCAUAGUAACCUUGCAAACUAUGACAUGUCUUCAUGAUUUUAUUUUAUGUAUUAUUACGUAAAAUUUAUUAUAAGGAAAAAAUCACUUCCGGUGAAAUGGGGGACUGUGAUUGGCUAAGAAAGACUUUCGGCCGCCAUUAUUUUCCCGUAAUGGACCAGCAGUCCAUUACGUAAAAACAAACGCAUGUAUUUCAAAAAACAAAACAGCAAAACUAUAGCUAAUUCAAAAUUUGAAAAUUAUAAUUUAAUUUCCCAUUAAUAAGAUAUCUGCGAUUGGUUUUAGUGGAAAAGAAGGAAUACAUUGGUUUUUUCCCUUCGACCAAAUGUGUAGUACCACGCUAUUAAUAAGCAUUUCAAAUCAUGCACUUCCUGUUUGUUUCAAAUACAAAUGCCAUAUAAUAAACUUUUUAUUAAUUUCGCGUAUUCGGUAUAUACAGAGAAAUAUCGGACCUCGGUCUUUUUGCACAAACUUCGUGCUACGGGCUCGGUCUGUACAAAACAGGACCUUGGUCCGAUAUUUCUCUGUACAGACCUCGCGUUCGGUUAAUAAAAAGAUAAUAUUUUAACUUGUUAAUUGUUCUAAAUUAUAAUCAGCAUAAGUGCCCUAAAGUGGGAUAUUACGCGUAAUUCGAUAAGCUAAUGCGCGUGCAGUUUAACGUAAUUAAUAAUGAAUUGUCCUGGUUUGUCUCUGGCUUCUUUGCAGUAGCGUAACGAUAAUUUGGUAGGGUUAGUUCAAAAACUAUGGGUCCCAGACAGUUAGGGGCCCCCAUCAGCCACGGCCUAUCGCCCAGAAAAUUUAAACGCCAAAAAAUUCAGGUUAACAAUCAAUGGGAAAAUGCAAAAUUGAUUGAUUGAUUGGUUUAUUAAAAAAUUACAUAACAGCUAAAAAGCUGAAUUGCGUAAUUAAAAAGUUAUUUACAAAAAUGUUAUAUUAUUAUCAAUAUUACUAAAUUUAAAAACAACUGACUGUCAGUAUAAUCUAAAAGUUUUUCUGCGUUCUUCCUAAUGCAACUCUGUACGAUAAAAGUUUCUCGGAACCUAUUAGUUUGAUAUUUCGGCAAAUCAAACAUUCUAGGAUGUCGUAAGUUAUAUUUAGUACUUUCGCAACGUUCUGGCAAAAGAUUGUAAAGUUUAUGAUAUUAUGCUGAACAUGACAUGGGUUUGCCGAAACGUUUUAAAAUUGAAAUAUUUCAAAUAUUGUAUAUUUGAAAAGUGGUAAAUUAAUUAUUCAUCAAUUUACAAAGUCAAGAUAGUUACUUAAUUGCUACCUUUCUUGCUUUCAAGACAUCAAUGAAUGUAACGAGAAUCUGGACAAUUGUCAUUCUGCUGCUAUUUGCACGAAUACUAUUGGCUCAUACAGGUGUAACUGUCCAAUCGGACUAUCUGGUGAUGGACGUAAUUGUGAAGGUAAAAACCAGUCUAACCUGUUAAACAAAUAUAAUGUCAGAUGUAGGUGUCAGGUGUCUCACUGCUCGCUGAAAACAGUUCUUGAUUAAUUAGGAACCAUCCCUUUGGUUCUUGAAUCUUGUUACUUGUUUAUAAUCAGCUUGUGUUUUGUUUUCGAUAAAGGAAGUUUUACAACACAUUCUGUUUUAAUUAUACUAGUCAUAUCUACUGAGCAUCUACACCCGCCACCACCCACCCCCCCCCCCCCCAUCCCCGCAACUCCCCAACCACAAAAAAUGAACUAACCCUUAGGUUCCAAAAUUAUAAAAAAAUGCGCUCUAAGAAGCUCCAUAUUCAAUAUACCGUAACAUUCUGGAUUUGUUCUCCUAAAUUCAUCGUUUUAAUCACGAACCUUGCAGCUGGUUAUUGUUCAAUUCUUAUACAAUUUCUCGAGGAAUAAGUUGCAUGGAAUUUCGGGACUUACGAUUUUCGCAUUCACAUGGCAAUAUUUUCGCAUUUGUGUCCUACAAUGUUCACCAGUAAUUUCCCCAAACAUGUGAAAGAAUCUCCCACGUACUUGAAAUGUCGACCUCAUAUCCCCAAAAUGUCUUUUGUAUCAAAUAUCAACUCUUUUGUGCUAGAUGUUCUAGGAAAAUGGUAAACAUUUUCAAAUCGCAGAUAACUGUUCGAUAACUGAUCGACGUUUUUAAUGUAUUGUGUAGUCAUCUUAAAUCAAUUUUGAUAGCGUUUAUUGCUUUCAGUGUGACGCAUUGCAGUGGGACUCAUUGCUUUUUAUUUGACAAAAUACUCAGUUGUUCCUACAAUUUCUAGAUGUUCUUGAAUGCAGUUUUUCAGCAGGGGCUUUUCCCUGUCAUGCACGAGCUAAUUGUAUUGAGACGUUUGGUUCGUAUAUAUGUCGGUGUAUGGAUGGCUACACUGGAAAUGGACUAUUAUGUACCGGUAAUUACUUAUAACUCUUAUAGCUACAGUACCAUACUUAAGUUACUCAAACCAAUUUUAAUAAUUUGAAGUCCAAUAAUCACAAAUUGAGAGUAAAAGUUGAGGUUACGGUAGUGGUUUGGGUUUGUGUUACAUUCGUAUUAGGUUUAUUAUUCGAUAUUACGUGAAAUUUUUUAACCAAAUACGCAACGACACCAUGCACUGACAACUUGAUUGGCGACUUUAUUAAUAAAACCUUCAUAUAUAGGCUACACGGCAAAAAACGAUCAGGUUGUUGCAAUAUUGAUGCAAAAAAGGAUUGAACAAUGCUUUGCUACACACAGUGUUCACAGUUGUCAACAAUAUUGAACAAUAUUGUUGCACCUGAUUCAGGCUCAACAAUAUUGUUCAAUAUUGUUAACAAGUGCAUGUGAACAACGUGGGCAGCAAAACAUUGUUCAAUCCUGUUAAACAGCGGGCUCAGCGUUUUUAGCCGUGUAAGAGAAAAAGUAAACGUUGCAGAUAUUUUUCUCAUUGUAAAUAAAGAUGGCAAUCAAGAUGUUAUACCACAUAUCUUGAUAUGUUAGCAAACUAAAUGGUUCGGGAUAUGGUGGGCGUUCGAUUCCCACUUUUCGGGUUUGAUUCCCACAUUCGAGUGGAUGGUUUUCCUAGGGCGCCUCUGGUAGCCACCUUAAGACUCGUGUUUGAUCAUCGCGCACAGCGACGGUGGAGGAGUUAGUUUGGCUUCGUCCAAAACCACCCUGCAGUCCAUAUUUCAUGUGGGAAGAAACCGGAGUAAACCUACGGCAUUUGGUAGAGCGUUGACACGUUAGGUCCAUGAGUCCGCAGCGAGAACCCCCGCACUUUCAGAGAUGAAAUGCGCCAACGAUUGCGCCACGUCGACGAAAUGCAUGUUAAACAAGAAAAAGUUUGUAGUAAGUUUACGUUCCCUGUAAAAUGCAUCCCAAUGACGACUUUCAGAAAAGAUUUAGUUUUAAAGCAGGAUAUUUUUCGAAUUCAUGCUACUGACUUUUUGAAGAAGUAUUUUGAUUCGCUUCAAACAUUGGCAUCAUCAGGGGUGAUCUGAACUCGCAAUGUGACUUCUUAUAUACCCAUGGGAUGACGUCUUCUGCCAACAAGAUGGAUAUAUUCUUGUGUGGAUCGACCAGUUCUUAUGGACGAAAGAAGUUGCAUGACUUGCUGAUGUAAUGAACUUAUGCAGUUUUAUUUCAUGCAUCUCAGCACCAUUAUACCAGUUCUCACAAAAAAAUGUACCAGUUCUUUAUAAGUUUUAUAAUAAUGCACAUGAAAAGAUUUGUCAAAUCUGAUUGGCUAAGUGCAGUGCAAUGUUUUCGAAAUGAAGUGCCAAAAAGUGAAAUGCAUGCAGUGCAAAAAGUGAAAAUAAUACAAAAAACCCAAACAUUACGAGUGGAAAAAUUUUCUAAUAAAAUUGUUUAAUUAUAUUAAAAUUAGCUAUUUCGCAUGAGAUCUACACGCAUGGACAUGACUGCAUAAUAUUUUCAAGUAUGUUAUUAAUAAGUAAUAGUACGGUUUCCGUGGAAUUUGGAAAAACGUGCACUAGCUCGAUCGUGAGUUUUCAAAGACUUCAAAUUGCACAGUCGUCCUUCGGACUCGUGCAAUUUUGAUCGUCUUUGAAAAACUCACUCGUGCAUGUUUUUCCCAAAUUGCACUUAAACCAUACUAUUACCUAAUACCUAUACCUAUUAAAUGUGUUUUUUAUAUAGACAUUGAUGAAUGUGACAGCGGUACAGAUGACUGUCAUGUGAAUGCCACUUGUAUCAAUGCAGUUCCCUCAUUCAUCUGUGUUUGCAAUCAGGGUUUCUCAGGAAAUGGGAGACAAUGUAACGGUA